Molecule: messenger RNA, 1784 nt
Organism: Trichomycterus rosablanca
Lineage: Eukaryota; Metazoa; Chordata; Actinopteri; Siluriformes; Trichomycteridae
Gene: dpp7
Product: dipeptidyl-peptidase 7
Exons: 13
Coding region: 34-1491 (485 amino acids)
Biological process (GO): proteolysis
Cellular component (GO): vesicle
Molecular function (GO): serine-type exopeptidase activity; dipeptidyl-peptidase activity
Source: RefSeq, a predicted model, not a curated record
UUGUAACUCCUCUGAACGAGUCAGUCUGGAACCAUGGCCGCCUGGUGGAGUUGUUUUGGUUGGACGGUGAUUGCUUUCUGUGUUAGCUGUGUCUUCGGGGUACCUACGCAAAGCACAGGACAUCGGAGAGAGGGAGCUGAACCUCGGUUUACAGAGAAGUAUUUCACUCAGAUUUUGGAUCACUUCAACUACAACAGCCUGGGCAAUGGCACAUACCAGCAGCGCUACCUAAUCACUGACAAAUACUGGAGAAAAAAUGGUCCCAUCUUCUUUUACACGGGCAAUGAAGGGGAUGUGUGGGACUUUGCUCUGAACUCUGGAUUUAUAUUAGAACUGGCGGCUCAACAGGAGGCUCUGGUGAUAUUUGCUGAACAUAGAUAUUAUGGAAAAUCUCUACCAUUUGCGGAAGAGUCGUUUAACAUCCCACAGAUUGGUCUCCUGACAGUGGAGCAGGCUCUUGCUGAUUAUGCAGUCAUGAUAACCGAGCUUAAAAAAGAGCUGGGGGCACAAAAAUGUCCUGUUAUCGUUUUUGGUGGAAGCUAUGGAGGCAUGUUAAGUGUGUACAUGAGAAUAAGGUACCCCAAUAUUGUGACUGGAGCUUUAGCUGCCAGUGCUCCUAUUUUAUCUACAGCAGGAAUGGGCGACUCAGGACAGUUCUUUCAUGAUGUAACAGCUGAUUUUGAGAAUUAUAAACCUGAGUGUAAGGAUGCAGUGAGACUGGCUUUUCAGAAGUUGCAUGUUAUGGCACAAGAAGAAGACUACAAAGGCAUCCAGUCAGUGUUCUCCUUGUGUAAGACACCAUCCUCAUUAAAAGACAUCCACCAGCUGAAUGGUUUCCUGCGCAAUGCCUUUACACUACUGGCCAUGAUGGACUACCCCUACAAAACCAGCUUCAUGUCUGACAUGCCUGCUUUCCCUGUUAAGGUAGCGUGUGAAAUCAUGCUGAAUAAAACAGAUGUGCUCGCUGCUCUCAGAGAUGCUGUCGGUAUUGUGUAUAAUUCAACAGGCCAGCAGGGCUGCUAUGAUGUGUACUCGCUCUAUGUGGAGUGUGCAGAUCCUACUGGCUGUGGCCUCGGCUUCAACAGUUAUGCCUGGGAUUAUCAGUCGUGUACAGAGGUUGAGAUGUACUUUGAAAGCAACAAUGUGACAGACAUGUUCCCGCCCAUGGCCUUUACUGAGAGUAUGAGAGCACAGUACUGUGAGAAGCGAUGGGGUGUGGUGCCACGGCCAGGCUGGCUCAAAACUCAGUACUGGGGUGAUGCCCUUUCAACUGCCAGCAAUAUCAUCUUCUCUAAUGGUGAUCUGGAUCCAUGGGCCAACGGAGGGAUCAGGAAGUCACUGAGUGAGUCUCUGAUUGCAAUCAACAUAGCUGACGGAGCGCAUCAUCUAGAUUUAAGGGCAUCCAACGUGGCGGACCCGGCCUCAGUGGUAAAGGCACGCCAGCAAGAGGCCUCCAUUAUUGCUCAGUGGGUGAGCGUGUCAAGAGAAUAAAUGGGGCUUGAAAAGUAUUAUCUGAUUCAAAUUUCAUCAGUACUGGUACUUUUUAUCUUUGUUUUAAUCAAAAUGUUCUGUGUAAAGCUGAUAGCUAGCUAAAAGAUAAUAUCCAGUCAGCUACUUCACCACAGAAAACUCGCAGCAUAAAAAAUAAAACAUUCAGAAGUCAGUCCAGUACUAGUAAUACUAGUAGUGGAAUCUGUGCAUGCCAUGCAUCAUUUUCAUAAUGUCAUUAUUUCUGUGUUUUUGAAGCAUGUAAAACAAGUUUAAAUAAAGUGUACAAACUCUUA